This is a messenger RNA of Nannospalax galili (Upper Galilee mountains blind mole rat), 1127 nucleotides long. RefSeq names its product POP4 homolog, ribonuclease P/MRP subunit (gene Pop4). Gene Ontology annotation, biological process: rRNA processing; tRNA 5'-leader removal. Gene Ontology annotation, molecular function: ribonuclease P RNA binding. Gene Ontology annotation, cellular component: ribonuclease P complex; ribonuclease MRP complex. The record is from RefSeq and is a predicted model, not a curated record. NCBI's taxonomy places the organism in Eukaryota, Metazoa, Chordata, Mammalia, Rodentia, Spalacidae.
UACGCGCGUCAGUGACGUCAGGCGAAGCGCCACAGCUGAGCACUGAAGGCCUCUGACGCCCACUAGUCUGAGUGCAGGGCAAGGAAUACGAGGUACACUGACAGCGGAAACAUAAAGGAGAAAGACAUCUGGUGGCUGAGCAACGUUCGGGAAGUGCCCUAACUGACUGAGUGAAGCCUGAGGGAGGCGCCAUCAGAGCGCGCUGGAAGGGGCCCGACAAUGAAGGCAGCUUCCGGGAGCCAAGAGGGCAGAGGCCUUCAUGCGGGCCUUCCUGAAGCGGAGCAUGCCCCACAUGAGCCAGCAGGCCUGUGAGGACCACCUGCAGCGCAAGGCUGUGGUCCUGGAGUACUCCACUCGCCAAAAGCAAAAGGAAAGGAGGAAGAAACCUAAAGGCCUGUCAGCCAGGCAGAGGAGAGACCUGCGGCUCUUUGACAUUAACCCAGAGCAACAGAGAUACAGCCUUUUUCUCCCUCUGCAUGAACUCUGGAAGCAGUACAUCCGGGACCUGUGCAACGGGCUCAAGCCAGACACGCAGCCACAGAUGAUUCAAGCCAAGCUCCUAAAGGCAGACCUUCACGGCGCUAUUAUCUCAGUCACAAAAUCUAAGUGCCCGUCCUAUGUGGGAGUCACAGGAAUCCUCUUGCAGGAGACAAAGCACAUCUUCAAAAUCACCACCAAAGAAGAUCGUCUGAAAGUUAUCCCCAAGCUAAACUGUGUGUUCACCAUAGAAACUGAUGACUUCAUUUCCUACAUUUACGGAAGCAAAUUCCAGCUUCGGUCCAGUGAGCGGUCUGCCAAGAAGUUCAAAGCAAAGGGAACAAUUGACCUGUGAACUUUUGAUCUGUAGGCAGAUGUUCAUGGCAGCUGAGAAUUGGAACCACCCUAAACACCCAGCUCUCAGUGAAGAACGUGUGGCUGUAGAGCAGAGAAAGCACUGGGUAGAGGUCACUGACAGUGCUGGAGGAUGUGGGGUAGAGUCUGGCAGGGUGGUCUUAAUGUAGCAUUGGUCCCUGGGCAGGGAAAGCCUGGCAGAAAAUACCGGGACUUAACCCUGGUUGAUUUGAAGCGUGAGUCCAUCAAGUUCUGUCUUUCAUAGUUUUCUGUUUUCUGAAUGUUCUGUGAUGGAU